CCAGUCUUCACUCAGUAUCAUUUUCAUCCCCGCCGCCCAAGACGCCUCAACAUCAACCUUCCAGUCCCAACACGGCGAAUCAGUGCUUCCUCCGCCGCUCCUGGCGUCGAUCUCAAUACUCUCGAAUCUGCCAUUGCUCAGAAAGAUAGUAAUGCUGUUAAAGUGGUGCUUGAUCAGCUGAAUGAAGUUGGGUGGGCCAAGAAAUGGAGUUCUCAGCCUUACGUUUCAUGUCGUACGGUCAGUCUCCAUUGCAAGUGUGAAGUUCUGGGGAAGUUCCAUCCAAACAUUUGACUCAUCUUCCAAUUCGUGCUUUCAUGCUUAUGAAUAUAAUACAUCACUUCGAGAGUUGACAUCUCUAGGAAUAAAAAACGCUGAGAAUCUUGCAAUCCCGAGCGUCCGGAAUGAUGCAGCUUUUCUUUUCACGGUGGUGGGAACAACUGGCUUUUUGGCUGUUCUAGCUGGCCAGCUUCCUGGGGAUUGGGGAUUCUUUCUUCCAUACUUGAUUGGAAGUAUUUCCUUAGUGGUUUUGGCUGUGGGUAGUAUAUCACCUGGUCUUCUCCAAGCUGCAAUCAGUAGCUUUUCGUCAGUUUUUCCUGAUUAUCAAGAGAGGAUCGCCAGACACGAAGCGGCGCACUUUCUGACUGCUUAUCUGCUUGGCCUUCCCAUCCUGGGGUAUUCACUGGAUAUUGGGAAAGAGCAUGUAAAUCUGAUUGAUGAAAGGCUUGAAAAGCUCAUCUAUAGCGGGCAGCUUGACGCUAAGGAGCUAGAUAGAUUGGCUGUCGUGGCAAUGGCCGGAUUGGCGGCCGAAGGUUUAACAUACGACAAAGUGGUUGGUCAAUCUGCUGAUCUCUUCACUCUCCAGAGGUUUGUAAACCGAAGCAAACCGCUGCUCAGCAAAGAUCAACAGCAAAAUCUCACAAGAUGGGCUGUUUUGUUUGCUGCUUCUCUCUUGAAAAAUAACAAGACGAUUCAUGAAGCCUUGAUAAGAGCCAUGUCAAAUAAGGCAAGCGUUCUGGAAUGCAUCAAAGCAAUUGAGACUGCAGAGUAGUACAACAUCAAACCUUUCCCAGCUAUGAAGUGCGAAUCACAGAUGAAACUCUAGCAUAAGCAUGCUAUAUGACGAUGAACCAUAUUUGAAACAUGAAGGCCAAUUACUUCUUCCUGUUUGUUUUGUUUUCUUUUGGUCCGAAAAACUGAUUAUUACUUCAUAAAUCAGACUUCGUUAUUUUUUUGUAAGUUUUUUCAAAUAGAGCCCACUCUUAGUCCCUGUCUCUUUCUUCUCACAAGCGGGCAGUGGAGAAGAUUUAAACUGUACAUUAUUGAAUCUUCAUUUAGUUCAGAAGUUAUUGGGUAUUGGCUUAUGUUACUUGUA
Messenger RNA from Prosopis cineraria, 1372 nucleotides. RefSeq lists its product as uncharacterized. The transcript has 10 exons. Lineage: Eukaryota; Viridiplantae; Streptophyta; Magnoliopsida; Fabales; Fabaceae. Gene Ontology annotation, biological process: proteolysis. Bases 182 to 1048 code for a protein of 288 amino acids. The record is from RefSeq and is a predicted model, not a curated record. Gene Ontology annotation, molecular function: metalloendopeptidase activity; ATP binding; ATP-dependent peptidase activity.